UACUUCUGACCCAUUACCUGAAGCUCUCAAACAUGAUUAUAACCCCAGCAGCAGACUAUUGCCGUCAAGGCAGGCAACAGCAGCAGCAGCAGUAGCGGGAACAGCAAAAGUCGCGGUGAAAUCGUCCGGAGUAACUACGUCAUCUGACGAAGGUGUGUUGUUGUAUCGAGGCUUCAACCCGUGGUGGCUUCCGUUGACCACUACUACUGCGAAGAGCACGAGAACAAGCAACCUUCCUGCGAUGUUGUAUCGAGGGGCCGAUAAUCGAUAUGAUAGCUGGCUGAAGGACUAGGUGACAUUAGAGACGAUGCCUAAAUUAACGAAACUUUAUCAAUAUGAUCCCAUCAUUAAAGCUUAACGCUGCGAAAUAACAGUGAUCAAGCUGUUGGAGUUUCCGCUGUAUAACGGCAACGUUGGUACAUGCUGAUGAAGGAUUCAUGAAAACUAUUGAGACAGAGAAAGCAGAUAUUACUAUAACUACCACGUUAAGGCAGCAGGAACUACAAAUUGAUCCAUUGAGAAGAACAUUACUAAAUACAUUUAUAGUAAUUGCGGAAUUUUCAAUGACGGACAAAUUCAGUAGCAACAGACAUGCUUGUGUCUAGUAAAAAUAAUCGCAACUGAUAUGUUGGCUUUUGAAGAUGAGGUAACAAGCCUCGUUGCCGUCCAAACUGGCACUUACUGCGUUUGUUCCAUUACCACCACUUCUGUUCAUGCGCCGUAGGUAAUAGCCAUUACACGCAUCGAAGCUUCGCUGUGCAGUUUGUCUGUCUAGUGCGUCAAUUCCGUUUCCAGCGAUAUAUAUAUACUUUCUUGCGUGAAGGGUGCGUGUUGUACAUGUGGGAGCAAGCUGACAACAAUGUGUUGGAUACGAGAAGCUGCUUGUCUAUAUAAGAAGCACAUAUUUGCACUCGGAAGCCCCUGCAGUCUUGUGCACUAAUCAGCUAUUGUUAUUUUCUGCUUAGUAUAUUAGUGCUUAUAAGCAUUCAGAUGUUCUUCGGUGUUUGCGACAGGUUCAUAGCUAAAGGCAAUCGCGGGGUUUGAUUAACUUGCCUAAAAGAAAAGGAUCGAAUAAUAAGUAAUGAUUUUUAUUUACGAUUAGUAAUCAUUUUUCUUCACCUGAAUUGUAUUCAAGGGAGAAUACAAGGGGAAUUGUAUUCAAUGAUUGUUUUCAAGGGAGACGAUUUCAUAAAUCGAAUACUCAUAUUAAGGCUGGUUAACGACUAAAAUAGGCCUUUUUAUAUUUGAACGCGCAGAAUAAAAACAUCGAAACAUGCGCCCAAAAUAGCUUGGAUUAUCAUUUGACAUGCGCGGAAAACAUUGCACAAGUAAGCCUGAUGAACCUUCCCAAUCAGACAGUCUCCAAAACAUUUAGGUUACGUUAGUUGCUUUUUUAUGUAUAAAUCGUAACGAUAAGUUGAGGGCCUUAUCACGAAAUAGUAGAAUUGAUCAAUCCGAUUUUGGGAUGAACACCGUCCUUCCAAAAAUAGCAGAAUGUCUUCUGUAUAGCGACAUUUGUUUUCGAACUCAGUGUUAAACCCGCUGAAGCUAUCCUUAACAUCUGUUACAAAUCGAUUUCUGAAAGCGGCUACCAAAUUGCACAAUAAUUCUGCAUUGGUCUCAUCGAGCGCCAUGACGUUGUUACGUGCACCGAUGAAGCACAUUGACUGUACUUUCGCUAAAGCGACGCGAUGCGCACAUGCACAUUCUCCAUAGAUUACCUGCGGCCUGGACCGUGAAAGGAAUAUAGAAAUAUAAAAAGCGAAUGACAGGAAAAAGCGCCUCGAACUUGACAAUUGGACCCAGUUUCGUCUGCUCCUACCCAACUUCAUCGUGUGGUUUCUCGUUGUGGUGCGCCGACUACUCGAAACUCUACGGUACGUUGGUUUGCGGCGAUCGCAUUUUUGUGUCACUAUUAGUUGUAGUAUCUUUCAGACUCGACAGGAAAUGUGUGCUGACAUCUUCGCUGUUCACUACGCGUGUUAUGUAAAGUGUAUUGAUAACGGGGUCUGAACUACCGAUGCUCAAAUUUUUCAACCUGGGAUUUAGGCGUUUAGGCCGCCGGGUCGUACGUUAACAUCGACUGUGGCUUCUUUCAAGUAGACACAUAUAUAAAAUUCACAAGUUUCCGAUUUAUAGGCAGAUUAUCAAGCACAGCCCGUGUUGUAAAUAUAUAUUCUCUUAGUCUACCGCACCAUCUCGGUCAUAUGUAGGUCCAAACUGGCUUGACCCCGAAAUAUUCCAUUUCAUCGCUGUUUACUAACUCUCCACUUUUCCUUCUCGAGUCUUUCAGCUUAGUACGUUUUCUCCGUGAUUGCUGAAGCUGAACGCAACGUCUAGUGAGGUGUUGUUGAGCUAUUACUGACAGAAAGUAGUCGAUUCCCUUAAUCUACGUUUCCCUCAUCGUCGUUGUCGACGUCUAUCGAGCCAUCGUCCAUUUAGUCAGCUACCAGACAACCAAAAUGUACAUUAAUUAUGUGCAUGUAGACCGUGAAAUGGUUCGCGCUUUGCAGUGGCGAGGUACCGAUGGCCAAAGUCUGCUAGAUCAAAUGGCGGGACGCUCGGGCUGCUCGCUCCGGAUUGUCACAUCCGAUUUGGACUUCUUUGCUCCGGGCAAUGAAGACACGGCGCUGAUCUCGGUGAUUCAUGAGGACCUUACAAAAGUAGACGAAGGUUGCGAAAUAAUCGCAAAAGAGGUGGAUCGCUUGGAUAAUAUGCGGUUUGAGCGUCCCUUGCCUCCAUGGGCAGUAGGAGCAUUGUUUAAAGACGGCAAAUAUCUACUUAAACAACUUAGGGCAGCAACAGACUGUUAUAUGUACGUCUCCCAUGGAAAUCCAUCUAAAAUCAUUGUCAUCGAUCAGGACGCCCAAAAGCGUUGUGCGGCGCAUAAUGAGAUAAAGAACUUCCUUGGCCACGUACAGCCAAUUCCUGUCUCUCAAAACUUUUGGCACACGGCCUAAGCUUUGUUAUGGCCACAACGCCCACGAAAAAUUUGUCUGCGACACGAGUCUUUUAUUUGGAGUUUGUAUAUCAUUGUAGGAUUGUGUUACGGAUGCCCAUUGAGGUCGUCAUCGAAAGCACAGACUCGCUAGUUCAGUAGAUCGCAGCUCAUAUCGUUCAACGAGAUGCGGAUCAGUUUCUGGUGCAUAAUAGACGCCUGGACGUUGUGAAUAGUAAAUACGUAAUGAAGCAAGCUUCAUAAAUCCAAUUCAUAAAUAUUGCUGAAGUACUUUUGCUCUUGAAUGUGUCCCGUAGCCGUGCAAAUGAUUCUAAACCAAACUAACCACGUUAUUUCUUAAUGAAGAUUCUAAAAUUAAUUAGGAUAAGGACUGAAAACGAUGACGCCACAAAUAAUACUA
Messenger RNA from Varroa destructor (honeybee mite), 3359 nucleotides. RefSeq lists its product as uncharacterized. The record is from RefSeq and is a predicted model, not a curated record. NCBI's taxonomy places the organism in Eukaryota, Metazoa, Arthropoda, Arachnida, Mesostigmata, Varroidae.